Messenger RNA from Priapulus caudatus, 814 nucleotides. RefSeq names its product somatomedin-B and thrombospondin type-1 domain-containing protein-like. The record is from RefSeq and is a predicted model, not a curated record. Lineage: Eukaryota; Metazoa; Priapulida; Priapulimorpha; Priapulimorphida; Priapulidae. The transcript has 3 exons. Bases 257 to 814 code for a protein of 185 amino acids.
CGCAGCGGCAGGGCAGCAGUAGCAGACGCGAGCAGCGGCAGCAGUAGCGGCAGUAGCAACAGUAGCAGCCGAUAGGAAAGCAGCGCAUACCUGCUUGAAUCAGUCUCGCAUAUCCCACCUAUUGUUGCUUGCUACCCGUAAGGUAGAGCGCGCCGCGUUGUGCUUCCACCAAAACAAUAACAACAACAACAACAACAACAACAACAACAACAACAACAACAACAACAACAACAUCAACAACAACAAGAGCGUCAAUAUGUUGUUGCGUAUCGUUCUCGCGUCGCUCGCUGCGUCGCUCUGUUGCGUCGCGCCGGCUGACGCAGGCUGCGGCGACGCAGGUCUGUGUUGUCCCGGACGCAACGCCGACUGCGUCGUACAGAGCUAUCCGCUGAACUUUGUACCGGAAGAUCCGGUCGACGAGGACAGGUGCUACUGCGACGAGCAUUGCGUGAAGCUAGAAGACUGCUGCGAUGACUAUCACUCCGCCUGUAGAGCUAAGAACUGUCUGGUCGGAAACUUCACCGCCUGGUCACCCUGCAGUACGCGCUGUGGUGUCGGCAUCAUGACCCGCUCCAGAGAUAUCCUACAGGCGGCUAGCAAUGGCGGAGAACAGUGUCCUCACAUGGAGGAGAAGAGGGGAUGUAUGGGAUUCGAAUGCUCACAGAAUGACAGCGCCGCCAUUAAGGAGGUGGGACUGCUGUUACCGCUGAAGUACGGCAAGGCGCGCGACUACAACCCCGACGAUGACAUCAACAAGAACAUCAAGGAACACUACCACAAAUCCUACAGAAGGAACGAGGGACAGACUAGGUAA